AUGGGCGCCAAAUCCUUCGCCCUCGGCCUCCUAACCGGCCUCCUCCUCACCCUCGCCCUAACCACCGCCUUCCUCCUCUGGCUAAAGCCCUACCUCACCGCCGGCAAAGCCGGCCUGCGCGUCUUCCGCGGCGUGCGCAGCCUCUGGCGGCGCCGUCGCCCCAAAGCGCCUGAUCUCGAAUCCGCCACCGCCACCUGCACCUCCACCCCGCCACCGCACAACCACCCCCCAGCAUCGCGACCCGUCAGCGAGACGAACGGGAAGGGUGGGCGGCCCUGGCACACCAUCGAGCUCCAAGCCUCAUCCGUGUACGCGCACGCCGCGCCGCCGCGGAAAGCGUUUAAUCCGCUGAAGCGCGCGAAUACGGAUAGCAGUGGUGGGCGGGGGGUGGUUGAGCGCGGCGGGCGGCAGCCGAAGCCGGUGCUUGCGCGGUUGAACACGGAUGUCGCUAGCACGCCGCCGCUGCAGCGGGUGCAUAGCAAUGUUGAGUAUCCGCGGCGGAGCCAGGAGAGCGUGAGAGCGUGA
Messenger RNA from Mytilinidion resinicola, 525 nucleotides. RefSeq lists its product as uncharacterized. Lineage: Eukaryota; Fungi; Ascomycota; Dothideomycetes; Mytilinidiales; Mytilinidiaceae. The coding region runs from base 1 to 525 and encodes 174 amino acids. The record is from RefSeq and is a predicted model, not a curated record. The transcript has a single exon.